Molecule: messenger RNA, 525 nt
Organism: Bipolaris zeicola 26-R-13
Lineage: Eukaryota; Fungi; Ascomycota; Dothideomycetes; Pleosporales; Pleosporaceae
Exons: 5
Coding region: 1-525 (174 amino acids)
Source: RefSeq, a predicted model, not a curated record
AUGGAUGUCUACUACUUCUACUCCUACGGCACCGCUGCAUGGCUCAUGACGCAAUCCGUGCCUCUCAUUACCUCCCCCACAAUGAUCGUAGCAUUGCUGUCACCAGAGGUUCGCGAAGCGACGACUCUGGAAGUCUACUUCAGCCGUUCGCUCGGCCUCACGCUGAUAGCGUUGGGAAUUCUUACGGUGCUCCUCACAGGCUCUGUGCCGUUAUCAAGUCGUCUCUCAGAAGGCGCAACAACCCAAGCCGAGGAUCCAAAAGCACCAUACGCACUGCCAACCCUUACCAUAACCGCCAUGUUCCACGCCGCUUAUGCCUUUUAUGGAUACGCCAUGUGGACCAAGACUGGAGUCAUGUCUUUUAGCCUGGGUACACUUGGUUCUGGUUUCCUGGCCACGAUCGCGCUGUGGUGCAUCUUGUUCGCUAGUAGCAACGGCAGGAUCAGCAGGAAGACUGGUGCGGAUAAGAGGACGAGUGGGUUCCCAUUCAAGAAUGCUGAGGCAGACAAGAGGAAGGCUAGGUAA